Penicillium salamii is the source of this 1923-nucleotide messenger RNA. The record is from the annotation of a GenBank genome assembly. Lineage: Eukaryota; Fungi; Ascomycota; Eurotiomycetes; Eurotiales; Aspergillaceae.
AUGGCUCCUCCUCGACGUCAUAUCGGAGCCAGUCGCAGAAAGAGGCACGAGGAAGAUGGAGAGGAUGAGGGCUCAAUGGCUGGAGACAUGGGAGAUGAUUCUUUGAGUGAGGGCUCCGUUGAUAGCAACCAAGAGGACGAGGAUGCGGACGGAGAAGUCAGCGAAGAAAGCGAGGAUGAGGCCCCUUCGUCGACGAAGAACAAAUUGGUCAACGGCAACGAGAAGAAAUCCAAGCGGAAUAGAUCUGCCCCUCCAGAAAAGCGAGGACCCAAGACAACGGUCUCGGAUACAGAGACAAUGUUGAAUGGAUUGAAGGUCUCAGACGGUAAUGCUGCGGAGAUCCAUCUCGACCAACCCAAGGAACAGCGGGAGCCUCAAGCGGGCAGAACGCCGUCUGCCCCUCCAACCGAGCCGAGACAGAACAGUCUGGCAUCCAGAAAACGCCGUGACAAUGAGAAGUAUGUCAAGGAACGAGAGCAGAAUCCGGCUUUUGUCCCUACUCGUGGCAGCUUUUUCCUUCAUGACAAACGAUCAACGGAAAACGGCAAUCGGUCUAGCAAGAGCAAGUCUCGACCUUACGGCCUUAUUGUGGACGGGAACUCCCGUAGGUCGUCUAAAGCCGAUGCCAGUGGAGGACAAUGGGCACACGACCUUCACGAUACCGUGGCCGGUGACGAUAAAUCCUUACAAAAACAGACCUCCGCAAUUCCCAACCCCAUCGCACCUGUUCCCACCGCGCCCAGAUCCUCUCCACCGAACCGAUCAUUCUCUAGCACAACCUUAGUAGGAAGUGUACCGGUCGUCGUUUCUCUGCCCGGAAUGGCCAGUCCAGUCCAUUUCCCUGCGGUGCCCAAGAGAUUACACACCCGGCUCCCUCAACACCGGCCUCCCCUCCGACGCGAUAAGCCGGUCCGGAUUUCUCUCCCUAGCCAGCCUCCCCGAUAUAUAUUCCCGUCGGUAGAGCGUUCAUUCAUUUUUAUCCCUCGCGCGUUGCGGCCGAACCAGGUCUCUCGUGGUCGAGGAGGUCGUGGUGGUGGCGGCGGUUGGUACAGUGGACGUCGUCCCAGCUACUACCCCAACUCCUCGUACACGCCGAGCGUUGUCAGCCGCCGCUCUUCUUUUGGCAUGCCUCCCUCUCAGGACGGGUGGCCAUCACCUGCGGGGUCUGUCUACUCCAGACCCACAAUCCCCACCGAACCGAAGCCCGUUGUCCGUCUUCCUCCUCCACCUCGUCCACCAGUUGGGAUCCCACCAUUCGGUCCCGCAAUGGCCAUGCCCCUUCCACACCCAGCCUACCGGGAAAGCCGACCGGCUCCAAUCCCCAUGCAUCAACCUCGCCCUCAAAAGGCUGUCUCUGUGGCUGAUAUUGAAAGCCCGGUGACCUUCCCAUUCCCUUUCAACCCGCCUCAACCCCAGCAAGAACAGCCUUUCCAUCACCAGGUCCCUCUUUCGGCUCACGGCCCCCAUGGUCAUGAAGUCAAUGCCCAUGGGCCGCCUAGUCAGCCUUCGGCCACUCCACUCUCACAAAUUCCGGAGCGAGCCAUUCACGCUGCCCCUUUCCAACCGUACGCCUACCAGCAAUCUGGAUAUUAUCCUCCGAGUUAUCCACCCAGUGGCAUGUACUACCCGAGCUCGGGUCCUGAAUACACGGGUUAUAAUGGACCCGUGGGGCCCGGGGCCUCCGUUCCAACCUUCCCGGGACAGCAGCACAUGCCCUAUGCAGCUGGUGAGCAACCAUCACAGCCUGGAACUGUUGCCCAUGAAUCUGGUGGCACUGUCUACUUUUACGAUGCCAAUAACCCGUACGGAGGACCUGCUCCAGGACCAGGAACUGGUCCCGGCGGUGUUGUUGGCAUGGGUGGAAUGAUGACUCCACCGGGUGCAAUCUACUAUCCUCAGCCUGGCCAGUACUAUGGGCAUUGA